UGCACCUCAAUAUGUCUGCCAUCCAGUGCUGACCCCCAACUGCCUUAUACCUGCUUUUGUCGACCAUCCCAGACAUGGAAUGGCAAUGAGUGUGUCUAUAGUAGCGGUGGUGGAGCUGAUGGCGAUAGUACCGCGACUAUUGUACCAACGGUCAGACCCAUGGCCACCACUCCGAGCCCUUUCCAGGUGUUGGACACCAAUAAGACCCGACUAUUACUCGCUGUCUAUAAGGAAGGAAUUUAUGUCAAACAAAAUAUUCACGAAUUGGACACUAAUUACAUUGAGUCCAUGAAUAUGGUGUCCAGCGCUAAAUGGAUCACUGAAUUGGACUACAAUUAUGAGCGCAACUGUAUGUAUUGGCUGCAAACGGCAGCACCGGGCGAGCUGUUCUCGGAUAACAUGAAAGCGUCACUCUAUGGGAUGCCUGUCGACCGAAACAAGCCGUCCCUAUACUCCGAGACCAAACUACUUGUCAAAAAGGAGUACACAUCAAAGCGCAUGGCCUACGAUUGGGUCCAUAAUCUCAUAUAUAUAGCUACCAGUGUUGGCGUGGAGGUGACCAGUCUGGACAACAUGUAUGCCUAUACUGUGGUCACUCACACGGAUACGCAACUGGAUGUGGCGGUCGACCCCAUACAGGGAGUACUGGUGUGGUCUCAGUAUAGGUAUAAUGUGAUCACCGAAGAACGGGCGGGGAGUAUAAUGCGGGCCAAUCAGGACGGCUCUCAGCAGUCGGUGCUGUCGGCCGCCAAACUGCCACUGACUAUAGCGGUAGACAUUAACGCACAGGUAGUCUACUGGAUCGACACGUCCACCUAUUCGCUACAUUUGGUGGACUACACGGCUAUUAACUACAAGACUAUACUAAUGGAGAGAUCCCUAUUCGACGACACCUUCUCUAUGGAUGUCUUCGCGGACUAUAUUUUUUGGUCUAAUUAUGACAAGAAUGCAGUGCUUAUGACCCAUAAGUCCGGCCUAAACGGCACCCAAAGGUUGGCGCUCGUCAACGCCUACACCGAUAUUGAGGGCAUUAAAGUGUUGGACGCCUCCCGACAAACUAUAGGUGCUAAUCGGUGUGAGAGUCAUAACUGUUCCCAUAUGUGCCUUCCGGUUGGACGCGACUACCGGUGCGUUUGCUCUAGGGGUAGCAGCGAUUGCACCGAAACUUCAACAUCAUCCUAUGUAAUACACAUAAACCCAGUCCAGAGCCCAAUCGUCGACUCCGACAAUAACUUUAUGUCAAAUUUGUCCCAAAAAUUGGAUUCAUUGCUGAGGAGCGCCGACCUAAUGACGGGUGCGGCCAACGGGUCGCCCACCCAUUGGGUGACCAUAACGUUGGUGUCGAUCGCAUUUAAUCUCAUAUUUAUAUCCCUAUUCUUGGCGUUGAUUUAUCGCAAGAGAAAACUUCAAUUUGGGGGCCGAAUAUCGUACCACAACGAUGCUGCCGAUCGGGUCAUACUCGACGACAACUCCCUGAGCGGCGACUGACCCCUGGGUUAGGGAUGUACUCAAUAUACUAGUUAAUAAUUUUUAAAAAUUUAUUUUCAAGUUAUAUAUAUACAUAUUUUUAUUUUAUGUUUAAUUAUAAUACUGUAACUGUAAUCUUGGUAAAUAUUUGAUUGCCAUGAAGUCUAUCAGUAUGUACUCACCCACGAGGACCACUAUAUACACGGAACCGAUAGUCAAUAUCGACCCAAAUCUCAAGAAUAUUCCUGAAAUUUGACUCACGAUUCCAGAAAAACAAAAAUCUCUAGCAUUUGAUUGGAUUCAUAAUAUCCUAUCCUUUCCCGUCUGAUAUCAAUGGCAUUUAUGCGGCGAACCUAACGGCGUCCGACCGGCACUUCCUAAUAGUCCGCCACAAAAAAUGUGUCAUAAAAGACAUACGACUGGAUCCGUUGGAAUCGCUAUUGUUUUGGUCGGAAUAUGUGAAAGAUAAAAAUUAUUAUACUGAGUCGUAUGACAAAAGCCAAAUAAUGAGGGCCUCCCAGGAGGGACAGGGCGUUCAGGUUCUCGUGGGUGCGACACUUGUGGCCAAGAAUUCGCUGAAUAUCGACAUAAACGCCAAAAGGGUGUAUUGGGUGGACA
Molecule: messenger RNA, 2085 nt
Organism: Oppiella nova
Lineage: Eukaryota; Metazoa; Arthropoda; Arachnida; Sarcoptiformes; Oppiidae
Source: the annotation of a GenBank genome assembly